CCCUUCCGCGGCCUGAGAAAAUCUCUGAAAAUGGUCCGCUAUUCGCUCGACCCCGAGAACCCGACUAAGUCAUGCAAGUCGAGGGGCUCCAAUCUCCGGGUUCACUUCAAGAACACCCGUGAGACAGCUCAGGCCAUUAAAGGCAUGCACAUCCGCAAGGCCACCAAGUACCUGAAGGAUGUUACCGUCAAGCAUCAGUGUGUUCCCUUCCGCCGCUACAAUGGGGGUGUCGGCAGGUGUGCCCAGGCCAAGCAGUUCAACUGGACACAGGGACGCUGGCCCAAGAAGAGUGCUGAAUUCCUUCUCCACAUGCUGAAGAACGCUGAGAGCAACGCUGAGCUUAAGGGUCUUGAUGUGGACUCCCUGGUGAUCGAGCACAUCCAGGUGAACAAGGCUCCCAAGAUGCGUAGACGUACGUACCGUGCCCAUGGUCGCAUCAACCCCUACAUGAGCUCCCCGUGUCACAUCGAGAUGAUCCUCACAGAGAAGGAGCAGAUUGUUCCCAAACCUGAGGAGGAGGUUGCCACUAAGAAAAAGGUCUCUCAGAAGAAGCUGAAGAAGCAGAAACUCAUGGCACGGGAGUAAAUGUAAAUAAAAUGGAACCAUUCUUACC
This is a messenger RNA of Esox lucius (northern pike), 613 nucleotides long. It is a transcript of the gene rpl17, whose product is annotated as ribosomal protein L17. Gene Ontology annotation, biological process: cytoplasmic translation. Lineage: Eukaryota; Metazoa; Chordata; Actinopteri; Esociformes; Esocidae. The coding region runs from base 31 to 585 and encodes 184 amino acids. The record is from RefSeq and is marked provisional. The transcript is spliced from 7 exons. Gene Ontology annotation, cellular component: cytosolic large ribosomal subunit; ribosome. Gene Ontology annotation, molecular function: structural constituent of ribosome.